Molecule: messenger RNA, 855 nt
Organism: Oikopleura dioica
Lineage: Eukaryota; Metazoa; Chordata; Appendicularia; Copelata; Oikopleuridae
Source: the annotation of a GenBank genome assembly
AUGAAGCUCUCUCUUGCCUUUAUUUCUUUGGCCAAUGCAACCUUUCGAGAAAAUUUCCAGCACAAGGUCGAACGAAAUAUUGCUGGAGACUGGGUUGAGAAGCAUCUCGCCGCUGGAAGGUACAGAAGACAGGCUGGCACAUCGAACUUUGCUCCUAUUGCCGCUAUGAUUGCUUACAUGCAAGGAGAAGGUGCAGACAGUGUCGAUCCAGCAACACAGAACAUGGACGCAACUCUCCAAGCGCUUGAACAGAAGUACACUAGUUACGGUUGUUACUGCUGGGCCAAGGGAACUUCCAACAUUGAAGACCUUGGCGCCGGUUCAGCUAAUGUAGAUUGGAACGACAAGGCGUGCACUGAUCUUUACAGAUGUUAUGCCUGCGUUAACAUCGACUACGGAAAAAAAUACUCUGAGCUUUCGUAUUCGGCAACCUUUACAACUGAUAGUGAUGGAAAGAGAAGUAUUGACUGCUCAGGAGGCGCUCAAUCUGAUGGAGAGCACAUUUGCCAGUGUGACGCCGCCUUUGCUGCUAAAAUUGCUUACAACGAAGACCAGUGCCAGAACAACGGAAACCCAAUCGACGAAGGGAAAACUUACUGCAUCGAUGAGAGCUUCAGAACCGUUUCUGGAGGCGGAUCUUACACUUGUCCCGAGCGAGGUAAUGGAGUGCAAUCUCCUCUCAAGGAAAAAUGCUGCGGUAUUUACCCCGAACGAAGAGGCUACGCCAAUAACAAAGACUGCUGCCGAACGAGCUCCGCUCUUGGCGAGAUCUUCAACAUUGUUUCCACUGGAACUUGCGAUGGUGAUGUUGUUGAAAGCGUAGCUGGUGAUCCACACAACUACAUGACCUUAUAA